AUGUCUGAUUGGGAAUCCCAUUUUGACGAGUUAUACAAUGUUCAAGUCUCCAGCUCCAUAGAGAUCAACGACUAUGUGAACCUUAGUCAGCACAAUUACGCCGAUGACGAUCCCCCAAACUGUGAUUUUAUCAACCGAGCUAUUAGUACGGCCGAGAUUGUGAGGGUCUUGUCGAUAACAGCAGGCAGAAAAGCUACAGGGCCUGACGGUAUUUCAAAUGAGCUGCUUAAAUCUUCUUUUGGAGUCAGCUAUUUAUUUUUGACAACCCUAUUUCAGACGUGUUUCAGAUAUUCAACUUUGCCAGACGUGUGGAAGACGUCGUACAUUGUGCCUCUUUACAAGGGAAAAGGUCCAAAAGACUCCCCUUCAAACUACAGAGGCAUCAGUUUAUUAUCAUGCUGCUAUAAAAUCUACUCCGGAAUUAUUCAUGACAGAAUCUAUCAAUGGGCUGAAGGAAAUUCCAUACUCCCGCGAAACCAAUAUGGUUUCCGAAAAGGGCUAUCCACGAUUCACGCAAUAAACGAGCUCAAAUGCAAUGUUCAAAGUGGUAUAGACACAUAUGCACAAUACUAUGUCUGUUUUGUGGAUUUCAUGAAAGCGUUUGAUACGGUUGACCGCAAUACCCUGAUUCAAAAGCUCAUCCGACUUGGCCUGCAUGGUGAAAUUAUCCACGCGCUAGAUGAUCUAAUCAUAGCCAGUCCUUUCCUUCUAGAUGUUAAAAGAUCGCUGAAUGACCUCCACGAGUACUGCAGAAUUAACAAGCUCACUGUCAAUGUCCAGAAAACCAAUAUGAUGAAAUUCAGAAAAGGUGGACCUCUGAAAAAGUCAGACAAAGUUUUCUACGGAUACGAAGAAAUCGGGUUUACAAACUCAUUUUGCUAUCUUGGCUACAACUUAUCACCGUCCCUUACCAUCACAACCCACCUAAAACACUUGGUCAGAUCAGCUAUAAGACAUUUAGACACAUGUCAUGGCUUCACAGAAUGCUCUAACACUGUGGAGAAGUUAUUGAAGGCGACACGACAAGCGUAA
Symsagittifera roscoffensis is the source of this 1032-nucleotide messenger RNA. RefSeq lists its product as uncharacterized. Lineage: Eukaryota; Metazoa; Xenacoelomorpha; Acoela; Convolutidae. The coding region runs from base 1 to 1032 and encodes 343 amino acids. The transcript has 3 exons. The record is from RefSeq and is a predicted model, not a curated record.